AUGAAGGCUGUCUCCCUCCUCCUCCUCCCUGUCCUGGGGCUGCUGGUGUCCGGCAAGUCCCUGUGUCCUGUGGAUGAAGCCAUCAAUCAGAAGAUCCAGGAGGGCACCAGCUUCCAAUUCCUGCGGGCUGUCAGGAACAUCCACCUGGACUGCAACACUGUCACCUCCAGGGGGGACCUGGCCUCCUGCCCUGCAGGUUUUGCUGUCACCGGCUGCACAUGUGGCUCUGCCUGUGGUUCAUGGGACGUGCGUGCCGACACUACCUGCCACUGCCAAUGCGCUGGCAUUGACUGGACCGGAGCUCGCUGCUGCCGCGUGCAGAUCUUAUUUUGA
Molecule: messenger RNA, 333 nt
Organism: Orycteropus afer afer
Lineage: Eukaryota; Metazoa; Chordata; Mammalia; Tubulidentata; Orycteropodidae
Gene: RETN
Product: resistin
Exons: 3
Coding region: 1-333 (110 amino acids)
Cellular component (GO): extracellular region
Molecular function (GO): hormone activity
Source: RefSeq, a predicted model, not a curated record